Molecule: messenger RNA, 1488 nt
Organism: Aspergillus puulaauensis
Lineage: Eukaryota; Fungi; Ascomycota; Eurotiomycetes; Eurotiales; Aspergillaceae
Product: calcium-binding mitochondrial carrier protein
Exons: 9
Coding region: 1-1488 (495 amino acids)
Biological process (GO): transmembrane transport
Molecular function (GO): ATP transmembrane transporter activity; calcium ion binding
Source: RefSeq, a predicted model, not a curated record
AUGGCCAACGACGAGUCGAAAGAUGAGUGUGACCAAAGGGUUACCAGACUUUGGAAACGCCUGGGUGCCGAAAAGAAGGAUCACUUGGAUUAUAAUGGGUUAAAGAAGGGCUUGAGGAAGAUCGAUCACCCCCUAAAGAACGCUGAUUCUAUGUUGCGGAAUAUCUUUCGGUCCGUCGAUGCCAACGGCGAUGGGAUCAUAGAAUACUCCGAAUUCCGAGCAUUUGUUGACAGCGCCGAGCUCGAGCUCUCGCACCUUUUCAAGAGUAUUGAUCACAACCGUAACGGGGAAAUCGACAAAGACGAGCUCAAAGCUGCUUUCGCAAAAUCCGGCGUCACCGUUUCGAAGGCCAAGCUGGACAAGUUUUUUGCGGACGUAGAUACGAAUAAAGAUGGUGUUAUUUCAUAUCCAGAGUGGAGGGACUUCCUCCUCUUCCUGUCCGGUUACUCGGCUUACGACCUGCACGCCGUCCUGUCAUACUACACUGCCACGGGAAAUCUAAACCCGGAAGGAGAUGUCCACAUAAACGAUCUACAGGGUUUAGGUUAUUUCAUUGCUGGUGGUAUCGCAGGAGCCGUGUCCAGGACAGCCACUGCGCCAUUGGACCGACUUAAAGUAUAUCUUAUCGCGAAGACCGGAUCAAAAUCGCCCGCCGUCAGUGCCGCCAAAGAUGGAGCUCCACUUAAGGCGGCUGGGAGAGCCUCCAAAUCCCUGGUUGAUGCGGUGAAAGAGCUCUGGAGAGCGGGCGGUAUCCGGAGUCUUUUUGCAGGCAACGGGUUGAACGUUGUCAAAGUUAUGCCCGAAUCAGCGAUAAAGUUUGGAGCCUACGAGUCUGCAAAACGCGCUUUUGCUCGUCUUGAGGGCCACAAUGACCCAAAGCGCCUUAGGCCCACCUCACAGUUUUUAUCCGGAGGAUGUGGUGGAAUGGUUGCCCAGUGCUUUGUUUACCCUCUUGAUACCCUGAAAUUCCGGAUGCAAUGCGAAAUCGUUGAAGGUGGCUUGAAGGGCAACCAAUUAAUCGCGGCCACAGCUCGGAAGGUGUGGAACAAAAAUGGCAUGUUCGGAUUCUUCCGUGGUUUGCCGCUUGGUCUUAUGGGGAUGUUCCCCUACGCGGCCAUUGAUCUUUCAACAUUUGAAUACUUGAAACGCACCCUGCUUGCUCGAAAAGCACGUCUACACGGCUGCCAUGAAGACGAUGUUCCUCUUAACAAUUUCACAACAGGAGCUAUUGGUGCCAUUAGUGGAGGGGCUAGCGCCUCCGUUGUUUACCCUUUGAACGUUCUUCGAACUCGAAUGCAGGCCCAGGGCACUAUCCUCCAUCCGACAACCUACAAUGGAGUCAUGGAUGUCGCCCGCAAAACGGUCCAGAGCGAAGGUCUCCGUGGAUUCUAUAAAGGACUCACUCCAAACCUUCUUAAGGUCGCACCAGCAGUGUCUAUCAGUUAUGUCGUCUACGAAAACUCGAAGCGAAUGCUCGGUUUGAGGUAG